Messenger RNA from Anopheles nili, 1898 nucleotides. Its product is annotated as maternal protein exuperantia-like. The transcript has 4 exons. The record is from RefSeq and is a predicted model, not a curated record. The coding region runs from base 1 to 1785 and encodes 594 amino acids. Gene Ontology annotation, molecular function: protein homodimerization activity; RNA binding. Gene Ontology annotation, biological process: bicoid mRNA localization. NCBI's taxonomy places the organism in Eukaryota, Metazoa, Arthropoda, Insecta, Diptera, Culicidae.
AUGGUGGUCGGAAUGAAGGAAUCGAAAACGGGAGUUAAGGAUCAGCAUUACGAAGACAGCAGCUCUGACGAGUGUGAUAUCCCGGCAGGCGUGCUAUCGUCAAAGUUCGAUAAAACCGAUCUUUCGAUCAACACAAAUCCGCUUCCGCAUGGCAAAUACACUCUGAUUGGUAUCGAUAUAGAUACGACGGGUCGUAGACUUAUCGAUGAGAUUGUCCAGAUCUCGGCUUUCACACCGGAUCGACAAUAUGCGCAGUAUAUUAUGCCGCUGAUGAAUCUGAACCCAGCUGCUCGUCAACGGCACCAGGUUCGUGUGAUCACGGUUGGAUUCUUCCGAAUGCUGAAAAGCAUGCAGACGUACCGUGUCAUGAAGACCAAGAUGGAAAUUGCGGUGUUAAAUGAGUUCAUUGACUGGCUUGAGGCGCGGCUUCGCGAAGAUGAAGGAUCUGAAGGCAUAGUACUGGUGUACCACGAACAACGCAAGUUCGUCCCAUAUAUGGUCAUUGAAGCGUUGAAGAAGUACAAGUUGUUAGAUCGCUUCGCCGAGUCCGUGAAAUCGUUCGCAAACGGCUUCAAACUCGCCGAGGAUCGAUGCACCAAGACGAUUAAGUAUCUAACAAUCCGACAAUUGGCAAUGAUCGUGUUGAACGAGAAGGAAGGAUCUCGGGAAGGAUUUGAGGGAAAUGCAGCCUACCGAGCCAGAAUGGCGUUCGAAAUUUCCAGAUGCUUAGCAACGGCUGAACCGAAAGGAAACAUCGAACUGACGCCAGUUUCUUCACCAACGGAAUCAGAAUCCAAUUGCAAAGCCGAAUCGGAGGAAACUACAGAUUCAUCCGCCACAAUCGAAACCGUGAAGGACGAGAGUGAGCAGCUAACCGACAAUGCUGAACAUUCUGCAGAUGUCGUGGAGAAGGAAGAUUCUAAGAAUGAAGAAAACUCCACUGGUGUUGUUGCAUCCCGUCCUUUAACUGAAGAGGACCGUGAAAAGAUGUGCACUGUGCUGUGUGAAUUUGCUUCUCCUAUUUCCUCUGAAAUUUCCGAACUUGACGAGCAAGAGAAGAUUCUUGUGCGUCAAAAAUCAUUGAGACCAGUAUUUUUGCUCUACUUUAAGACGACAAUCUACCAUAGGGUAAAGGCUGUUACUUAUAGACGAGUACUGGCAGAAUGUGGCCACGAUUACGAAUCUCUGCGUCAAGUUUGGCUGGAGAAGAAACGAGAAGGAAUGGAAGAAAUCAUUAACGAUAUUGCUGAGUUGAAGGAAGAUGAACGCACGGAGUUGAUUGAGCUGCUCGAUUGCCACUAUGAUCCGGACAAGCAGGCUUUCAAGCCAGUAGUGAAGCGCAUGAAGCUUCGUCCUUCUCGAGGCAACCCGUUCUUUUCGAACAAAAAUGGCAACGUUCCGCAGAAUCAGAAUGGAAAUACCCAGAUGGUUAAAGAAAAUAGAAAACCUUUCCGCAAUUUUCAGAGCAAUAAGAACAACAUUUCCCACAACGGAAACAAUAUGAAUAAUAGUGUUGUCAAGCACCAGAAUCACCAACCGCAGCAGCAGCAGCAAUUCUACAACAACCAAUCGUCCCCUGAAAAUGGUAUGCGGAACGGAGGUUCACCUGGAAAGCGUUUUUACCAGCGUAAUUCACGUCGUCGCCGUGGAGGAAACAACCAGGCUCAGGCUGGUGUACAACAGAACCAGCAACCGAUGAAACCUCAUAACACCAACCAUCAUCAUUCGUACUCGAACUCGAAUCGGUACAAUACCCAAUAUCAAUCAGUCCCUAGCGAUACCUAAGCCAAAGAGGCUACUUAAAAUAUGUAGGGUCAGGAGAUGCAGGAUCGUUUAAAAGAUAUCAGAUUGGAAAAAGAAAUAUUUUCAAACCAUUCUACUAGAAUUGCGGAACAGCU